AUGAUCACCAAAGAAAAAGAAUUGAUUGAUAAUAUUCUGAAAUACUUCUCACUCCAAGAACAGACUGAGGGCAGAAAAUUAUACUAUAAAGCCAAAUGUUAAAUCACACAAGGUGAGGAAUUAGAUCUCUAGAAACUGGAAGAUAUGUGCAUUAAUUAUAUGGAAGGAAUUUACUUUGUUCUAUAGUAUUAUUUCAAAGGAGUUCCUUCAUGGGAAUGGUACUAUCAUUAUUAUUAUGCUCCUCUGUGCGGAGACAUUGUUGGAGUUGUAUCACAAAUAGUACAACAAUUAUCAGAUCAGGAAUAGCCAAUUAUAUUUACAAAGGACAAACCAUAUCCACCAUUCAAACAACUUCUACCUAGUAUCCUAACUCCAGAAAAUGCUAUGCUAUUGCCUGAACCAUAUGGUAAGUUGUUAACAGACAAAGAGAACUCCAUCCUUAGAACUCCUAUUGACUAUUAUCCUGAAAGUUUCGAAACUGAUUCCUACGGUACAAUGUACGAACAUCAACAUAUUACAAAAAUUCCCUUUUUGGAUUGCAACCUUGUUGAGUAGGCAUAUAAUUCAAUCCCUGAUACACAUGAUUCAAGAAAUGAAUAGGCACUUUCAAUCUUCUAUCAAUAUGAUUCAACCCAAUAAUAAAUCUACGAGUCUACUCUUCCUAAACUUUUCAGCAAUUUCAAAUCAUGUUGUAAGAAAUAGUUUAUUGACAUUGAGGAUAAAGAAUAAUUCUAAAUUGCUUAUGGACAAUAAUAAAUUCUUGAGUAAUAAGAGGACUCAUUCUAAAUUCCCUCAUUGAAAGUGGUGAGUAUAAGAUCAUCAAAAUUGAUAAACAUACAAUAACACGAAGAUGACAUAAAGAAGUUUGAGAAUUAAUUCUUAUUGAUAGAAUUACAAUAGACUAAAUUCGAUUUUGAUUAAUUCAUUUAGGAUGUGAUCAAGAAUAAGAAUUUUGCCCAUUGUGGAUUCCCUAUCCAAUAGUAAUGUGAGGUAAUGGCAAUUCUGAGACCUGAUCAUCUACACCUACUUGAUGGAGUUAAACUCUAAUCCAUUCAGAUGCUUAAAGAUUACAGCAAAAAGGAUCAUAACAAGAUCUAUAAAGAAAUAAGGAACAAAACCUUAAAUUAAUAUGAGAAAUGUAUGAAAUUAGAUUGCUCGACAUUUUUGAUUGUCAAACAAUACAAGCAUUACCUCAGAGAUAAUAAUAAUCAAUUGAGUUACCCAUAAGAGCAAUACAGAGAGUUAGUGUACCCCUUUGAGUUUGUAUUUCCAGAUCAGAAGGUUAAAUUCAACGUUCCCAAUUUCGAAGAUUUUCAAAUCGAUAGAUCAGUUGUGAUAUUCCACGAGAAGAAAAAUGGAGCCACAGGAAUCAUCAAAUAAAUUGAUAAAAAAUUAACUGUUCAGAUUACAGCCUAUCCAACUCUAUUGGGAUAUGAUUAUAUUCACUCUGACAUUUAUUACUCUUUGCAAAUUGUUAGUGAGAAACUUCAAUGUUCAGUUAAAACACUAUUGAAUUUACUUGGCAGUGUUGUUGUGAAUAUGGAAGACAAGGAAUCCAAGAUUGCUGACCAAUUAGACAUUGGAUUGAAUAUCAUCAAUAGAACUAAUAAUCAAUUAGUGCCUGAACUAGUUCGAUUGCCUUAGGCUGAUUAAUAUGCAACUGGGUCAUCAAACUCUCUGAAAAAUGCGUCACUGAUUACUAUGCAAAUACAGAAAUCAAUGCUCAAGAGUCUAAAUCAAAGGAACUGUCCAAUCAAUGCUAAGGAUCUAUUUCCUAAUUCAACUGAUCCUAACAUCGAUCUGCUUAAGAUAUACAUAUGGAUUCUGCAAUUACCUGAAUCUUAGUAUUUAUUGUAGGGCAGCUCCUCAAAAGUAGCCUAAAUCAAAAUCCAUAAGAAACCCAUCCUGAAUAACAACAUCAAUACCACAAAAAAAGUAGAUCCAGGUUUUGCUGUGUAAUAAACCACUCAGACCUUCCUUCCACCCUUCUUUAUCAAACACCCCACAAUACAUAAAAUUGGAGAUAGAGUAGUGAAUUUAAAUUAUCCCUUUGGAAUCUAUGGCACUGUAGUUGGAUUGCUGGAGUAAAAAGAGAUUAUGGUUUAAGUCUUAUGGGAUCAAAAGCACAUUGGAUUCACCAAUCUUGGUGGAAGAUAUGACCUAUUAUCGUGUUCAACCUGUAAGUUUACAGAAAUCUUUAAUCUGUCCAAUGAAGAUUGGAGAAUGAACCUUGCUAAGAGAGGAUGUCAUUAAGGGGAAUAUUGGGAUUUAUGGACAAAAGUGUAUAAACCUGACUUUAAAUCAAGAGCUAUUGAAUUCAAUGAUCAAUUAAAAGAAUAGAAUCCAUUCAAGUAACUAGUUGAAUUACCAGUUGAAGUAAAACCCAAAGUCAUGGUAAAGGAGAAAGAGGCUCCUCAAGGGUUUGAGUUAAUUUAAAAACUCGCCCAAGAACAACCCAACUUAAUCACAAAUUAGCCUCUGUAAGGAAUCAAGGAGGAAUUGAUUGAGCAGAAUGAGGAUGAGGCUUAAAAAGAAAUCAAAAAGCUAUUUUAAUUGUAUUAAUAAAAAGAUUUGCAAUCGCAAGGGGAAUAAUAAAAACAAUCAUAGAAAUAAAAUGAUGAAGAUGGCUCAAAAGUGUAACCUUAAUAGGUAGAAGAGAAUGAUGACAAAUAGCAACCCUAAUCACAGAUCAAACAAUAAGUUUAGCCUUAAUAAAUCAAAAAAGUAUUAACUAAAAAAAAAGAUUAAUAAUUAUAAUAAUGA
Paramecium tetraurelia is the source of this 2763-nucleotide messenger RNA. RefSeq lists its product as uncharacterized. Gene Ontology annotation, cellular component: nucleus. Lineage: Eukaryota; Ciliophora; Oligohymenophorea; Peniculida; Parameciidae. Gene Ontology annotation, biological process: nuclear-transcribed mRNA catabolic process. Gene Ontology annotation, molecular function: 5'-3' RNA exonuclease activity; RNA binding. The record is from RefSeq and is a predicted model, not a curated record. The transcript is spliced from 3 exons.